GGCGCGGCGGCCCCGGAAACUGCGUCGCGUACGCUCGAGCUCCGCGCCGCCACCGCCGCCGCCGCCAUGGCCGACCUCGAGCUCUUCGGCGCCCAGCCGCCGGCCUCCGACGCCAGCGACAACGGGGCCCUCGACGGCGCCGAGGAGGACCCCGCCGCCGCCUUCCUGGCGCAGCAGGAGAAUGAGAUCGCGGGCAUCGAGAACGACGAGGGCUACGGCAUCCUGGAGGGCGGCGAGGUGCCCGGCUCGCUGCAGGGCCACGGCCACCUCGAGGCGGAUGUUGAUGGAGUGGUGAAUGGAGAUAUCUACAAGGAGAGUAAUGGGCCAACAGACUGCUAUGCUGCCAUAUCACAAGUAGAUCGACUGCAGUCCGAACCAGAGAGUAUUCGUAAGUGGAGAGAGGAGCAAAAGGAACGCCUGGAGCAGCUUGAUGCUAACUCACGAAAGCAGGAGGCGGAAUGGAAAGAGAAAGCAAUAAAGGAGCUGGAGGAGUGGUAUGCAAGGCAAGAUGAAAAGCUCCAGAAAACAAAAGCCAGCAACAGCACAAACAUAAAUCAUCCUUGCUACAGCCUAGAACAUUCUUAGGCUGAGAUGUUGUGGAGUGCCUCUUCUACCUUCAUUUUAUAUACUCAAACAUUCCUUCUACUAAAAGAAGAUCCUCUGGUCGUUUUGGAGGAGAGAAAGCCAGGAAGAAAACAUGGUGAUGUGAUGAGACAAGAGAUGGAGGCUGAUAAACAGGCAAUUAAGAUCUUUACAUCUCUGUUACUUGUAUACCAAAGCCUGCCUGGAUGCCGAGAAAUCCACCCACCUCUGAGUUUAGUCAAAGUAACCAUCAUAUCCAUAUUAUUCAGGGAAUUGUUCCUGAAUUUCAAAUAGAGACAGUUGCAACAAGGUAAUUUUCUAGUCUUGCCAGCCCCAAAUAAACUAAAUUACAAAAUAUUUCCAUCGUUACUCAGGUGUUGUAAGCUACUGCUCAAAGACAACCACUGUGAAACCACACUUCUUGUAAAAUGCCUAAGAAAAUGGCUACCUUGUGGCACGUUUGAGAAAGAGAGCCAACCCUCUCCUACAUGCUUGUAGUAAUUAUGAGACAAAAGGUUCCAAGUGUGGCUUGCCUAGGUACUGCUAAAACUGAGACAGAACUGUACUGUACUGCAAAUAUAGCAGCAGGGUAGUUAUACACAAGAAGACCUAUCUGGUUACCCAUAUGCUCACUCUCCUCUCUUACAGGAAAAAAGAAGGUAUGCCCCCCCUUUUUUUUUCUCAUGUCAUCCUUGCAAAUUUUGUCUAUACUUCAGUUUAGAAACCUAUCUUAUUUUUUUGGUGGGGGAAGGAGGGUUGGAGAGAAGAUGAAGUACAUAAAUACCAUCAUGCAGUUUCUUAGCUUCUCUCUGUAAGGCUAUUCCAGAGGCAUAUGCUUCUAUACAUCCUUGGCUACCACAGAGACACUCUGGUCCAUCUAAAGACACGACAAUAUGCCCAAGUUCAGCAGCACAGAAAGAGCUGCCAUGGAUCAGUUCAUGUUGAUGAAUGAUUCCACCUCCAAUUCCUGCAAAGGUGUGAAAAUUUGUGAAAGUAAAAAAGAAAAAAUAUAGCCCCAAUUCUUUCACAUUUGCUUAUUCUAAUAAAGAUAAAGCACAUGCA
This is a messenger RNA of Rhea pennata, 1644 nucleotides long. RefSeq names its product clathrin light chain A (gene CLTA). The transcript is spliced from 7 exons. Lineage: Eukaryota; Metazoa; Chordata; Aves; Rheiformes; Rheidae. The record is from RefSeq and is a predicted model, not a curated record. The coding region runs from base 67 to 585 and encodes 172 amino acids. Gene Ontology annotation, cellular component: plasma membrane; clathrin coat of trans-Golgi network vesicle; synaptic vesicle membrane. Gene Ontology annotation, molecular function: structural molecule activity; clathrin heavy chain binding. Gene Ontology annotation, biological process: intracellular protein transport; clathrin-dependent endocytosis.